UCGCCCGUCACCCUCGACGCAUUCAUGGAGCACAGUAGCAGGAGGAAGAAGCUACAAGCGCUCGCGCCGCUGGAGCUCUCGGCGGAUAACACAUCCAAGUUGAUGGGUAGCCGGGCGGCGGCGCUCAAGCGUCUCUCGGAGCGAGCAAACAAUACGUUGUGCUCCUCCACGAGCCUCUCAGCUCCGCCACCCUUCUCCGGCUCUCUGGUGGAUCCAUCCUCCCCUCGAAAGAUCUCCUUCUCGUUCUCGGAGCUCGGCCAGGCCAUCAUCGCGCGGCUCCGGAGCUACGGCGUCCGGAUCGACCCGGGGCUGUCGGACGAGGAGAUCGAACUGGCGCAGGCCGCCUUCCAGAUCACAUUCCCGCCGGAUCUGCGAGGAAUUCUCCAGCAGGGCUUGCCGAUCGGGCCCGGAUUCCCCGAUUGGCGAUCCCAGCUCGGCUCCCACAAGCUAAAACUGUGGAUCGCGGCGCCCAAGACAGGGCUGUGCUCCGCUGCGGAGCUCGGACUCUUUUGGUGGCGGGGUUGGGGAGCUCGGCCCCCCGAGCCGGAGGGAGCUGCCCGAGCUUCCCGGGCUGCCCUGCGACGGGCGCCCGUCAUGGUGCCCGUCUUCUCGCAGUGCUACGUCCCGUCGCAGCCCGUCAGGGCCGGCAACCCGGUCAUGUACGUGGACCGGUCCGAGGCGUUCUACUGCGCUCACGAGCUGUCCGAGUUCUUCGGUAAGGAGUGUUUUAAACGCUUUGUAAGCGGUGGUGGUGGCGGCGGUGGCGGCUGUGGAUCGAGCAUUGCGGCGUACUGCCCGGAGCCGAUGGCCGUCCAGCAGCAAGAGCCCAGGGUUUUGGGGGUGGAGAGCGCGCGGAAGAUGAUCGCGCGGUGCGUGAGCAACAUUGGCGAGGAUCUGGAGGGGCUGGAGGCGGCGCUGGCGGAGCGGCGCUCGAGCGUGUCGGCGAGGAGCGUCCUCGCGGGCCCCCGCGCGAGCUCCACCUCAAGGAGCUCGGAUGGGUCCUCCGAUGAUCAUGAGCCCGGGCCGAGCCACCACCAUCCAUCAUCGCUCCUUCUUCCCAGGGAGCGAUUGGGCCACAGUAGCAGCAACAGGGGAGGGGGGAUGCGGAGGAUCGAGUUUUGGAGCGAUCUCGUGGAGAAGGGGCCGAGCAUGAACGCCGCGGCGGGGCGAUCGGCCAGUCACGAUGAUGGAUUAGUGCAAGUGGGCGGUGAGACGGAUCUGGAUUGGGAGAACGCCAAAUCCAAUCCAUGGCAACUGGUCAAAGAAUCCGUGGGCGAGAUGGCGAUCAAGCUCCGGAGGGCAGGGUGGAAUGAACGGGACGUGGCAGAGAUCAUGGAUUCCUGCGAGCAACUGGAUCACAGGUGCGAUGAUCCCAGGCCUAACCCAGCGGAUCGGGAGAGCGUGAUCGAAGGCCUGGCCGCUCAUCUAGAUUUUCUCUCCUCGUGCCUCCGCGAUGCCGGGUGGAGCAUCCACGAUAUCUCCGAAACCCUCUACUCGGAUCUGACUGGCUUCUCAGAGCAUCCGGGCCGAAGGGCGAGAAUCUCUCCCGAAGUAGCUUCCAGGAUUGGCCUUCUCGCGGCAUUCGUUGCACAGGGUUAGCUUUGCUAGAUUUAGUAAAUUCGAAUGAUUUAAUUAGCACAAAAUACUUUUUAUUUAUAAAACCCUUAUUAAAGAAGCU
Messenger RNA from Selaginella moellendorffii, 1678 nucleotides. RefSeq lists its product as uncharacterized. The record is from RefSeq and is a predicted model, not a curated record. NCBI's taxonomy places the organism in Eukaryota, Viridiplantae, Streptophyta, Lycopodiopsida, Selaginellales, Selaginellaceae. The transcript has a single exon. Bases 25 to 1599 code for a protein of 524 amino acids.